AGUAAUAUACGACGACGUAGAGGGGUCGUCAGCAGGAGUGAGGUGCAGAUCUUUCGUGCUUCCUCAAUCACCCAGUCUUCUGGCACGGAGAUAGACAAUGGCGUCCCUAACAUCGAGGAUAACAUUCAGAGUAGUAAUAGCCAUUCUGGUGAUUUUAGCGCUCUACUACGUCGGCCGCCCUCUCUACUGGAAAAUCUCCGCCACCGUCCACGACAUCCGCCACAACAAACAAACCGUCUCUGGAGGUUUUUCGCAAAUUGUUCAGGAAGCGCAGAGAUCGGUAGGAUGGUUCCACGAUGAGUCCGAUUCGGGAGUGCAUGUUGACCGUAAAUCGGCGGCUGCGAGGAGGCUCCUGGUGCGUCAGGUUUCGUGAAAUGUGUUUUGAAUUAUUUAUAUGUUUCCUCGUAUGCUUAGUGUCUAUGGUGAAUAGGUUGCCGUAGAUCUGGUGGAAUAAAUCGUCUCUGCACAAAAAAUUAUGAUGUAUAAACUGAAUUUCUGAAUAUUUUAUUGUUGAUUUGAGGUUUAUGAUGAGAAAAUGAUAAUUAAAUGCAGGAAAAGAAAGGCAACCUUAAAUUUCUGGUAAA
Messenger RNA from Ipomoea triloba (trilobed morning glory), 584 nucleotides. RefSeq lists its product as uncharacterized. The transcript is spliced from 2 exons. Bases 98 to 373 code for a protein of 91 amino acids. The record is from RefSeq and is a predicted model, not a curated record. Lineage: Eukaryota; Viridiplantae; Streptophyta; Magnoliopsida; Solanales; Convolvulaceae.